This is a messenger RNA of Histoplasma capsulatum G186AR, 1207 nucleotides long. Its product is annotated as dual specificity phosphatase. Gene Ontology annotation, molecular function: protein tyrosine/serine/threonine phosphatase activity. The transcript is spliced from 4 exons. Gene Ontology annotation, cellular component: nucleus. NCBI's taxonomy places the organism in Eukaryota, Fungi, Ascomycota, Eurotiomycetes, Onygenales, Ajellomycetaceae. The record is from RefSeq and is a predicted model, not a curated record. The coding region runs from base 1 to 1092 and encodes 363 amino acids. Gene Ontology annotation, biological process: protein dephosphorylation.
AUGGCGCUCAGCAAGAUCGGAGAUGAAAAUCUCUAUCUCAGCGGGAUUAUGGCCCUGAGCAAUGAAAGCGCUCUUAAGAAAGCAAAUAUCACCCACAUUGUUUCUGUACUUCGUCUGAAUCCGGACGAGAGGCGCUUCGAGUCGUUUGAGCAUCUGCAAAUCCCUGUGGACGAUGUCAGUGAUGAAGACCUCUUGGAGUAUUUUCCAACUACGAAUGCUUUUAUCAAGUCAGGCCUAGAUGGUGGUGGCGGGGUGUUAAUUCAUUGUGCAAUGGGUAAAUCCCGAUCUGCAACUGUCUGUAUUGCAUACUUGAUUCACCGAGAACGAGGUGCAUUAACACCUUGGGGGGCCCUUGAGCUAAUUCGGCAAUCAAGACCUCUGUGCGAACCGAACGAUGGGUUUCAGAAGCAACUAGAACUCUAUCAUAAAAUGGGAUGUCCAGAAUGUGUCACUGACCAUCCCUUGUAUAAACGCUGGGUAUACGAGCGAGCGGUUGAAGAGAGUGUUGCAUGUGGCCGUGCUCCUGAGAUCGAGCUCGUGAGAUUUGAGGAUGAGCACGCAGACCGCGCAAAUAAUAACGAAGAACCUACAGAAAUAAAGUGCCGCAAGUGUCGGCGCAAGUUGGCGACUUUACCUUUUAUAAUCCCUCACGCUCAGAAAACUGACAAGCAGUUACCGCGAGGUCAUUCUAUCCCCGAGGGGCCAUGUGCUCAUAUAUUCUUACAUCCGCUAACGUGGAUGCGGCCCUCCCUCUUUCCAGAGCAAACCAAUUCGUCGCCAACACGUAACUCGGCCGACGAGCACAAAUAUACUCCAGAAGCACCACUUUCCGGGCGUCUCACAUGCCCUAAUUCCGCAUGCGGCGCGAAUGUCGGAAAAUUCGCAUGGCAAGGCAUGAAAUGCAGCUGUGGAAACUGGGUUGUGCCUGCAAUUGGCCUGGCACGGGCGCGAGUUGACGUUGUGGAUGGCAGUGUGAAACGGGGGACGGCGGACCCUGCUGCUGGGAUCAGGUUACCAGCUACGAUAGGGGAAGCGGGAGGAGGAGGAAUUCAAAUUGCCGCUAAUUCGGUUGGAGGGAGGGGUCUUCUAUGAAAUUUAUUCGUCUUCGUAUUCAACAAGGAAAUACCAGCAACUCCCUUCUUGUCUCAUGCCUUAACAAAACCACUGAGAAAAGGCUGAAUGGCAACUAAUAUCCUUGAUUGAUCCA